GGUGCCGGGUGAAGAGCGGGGUAGGGGGCGGGGGGGAAUCAUGGCUCCGCGCGGCUGGCUGAGGUCGACCCUCCGCCGCGGCACUGGCGGCGGCGGCGGUGGACCCCGAGCCCACAGGCUCAGGCGGCCGCUCUGGUUGCUCCUUGCAGUGGGCGUCUUUGGCUGGGCCGGGGCUUCGGACGGCGCUGGCGGUGCAACGAGAGCCAUGGACGAGGAGAUCGUGUCCGAGAAGCAAGCAGAGGAGAGUCACCGGCAGGACAGCGCCAAUCUGCUCAUCUUCAUCUUGCUGCUCACCCUCACCAUUCUUACCAUCUGGCUGUUCAAGCACCGCCGGGCCCGCUUCCUUCACGAAACCGGCCUGGCUAUGAUUUAUGGUCUUUUUGUGGGCCUUGUGCUUCGAUAUGGAAUUCAUGUUCCAAGUGAUGUGAAUAAUGUGACCCUGAGUUGUGAAGUGCAGUCAAGCCCCACUACCUUAUUGGUAAAUGUUAGCGGAAAAUUUUAUGAGUAUACACUGAAAGGAGAAAUUAGUUCACAUGAACUCAAUAAUGUUCAAGACAACGAAAUGCUUAGAAAGGUUACUUUUGAUCCUGAAGUAUUUUUCAACAUAUUACUUCCUCCUAUCAUAUUUUAUGCAGGAUAUAGUCUGAAAAGAAGACAUUUCUUUCGAAACCUUGGGUCUAUUCUAGCAUAUGCUUUUCUUGGAACAGCAAUUUCUUGUUUCGUAAUUGGGUCAAUAAUGUAUGGCUGUGUAACACUGAUGAAAGUAACCGGACAACUUGCGGGAGAUUUUUACUUUACAGACUGCCUGCUGUUUGGUGCCAUUGUAUCAGCAACAGAUCCAGUGACUGUUCUUGCCAUAUUCCACGAGCUUCAAGUUGAUGUUGAACUCUAUGCACUUCUUUUUGGUGAAAGUGUCCUCAAUGAUGCUGUUGCCAUAGUGCUGUCUUCCUCAAUAGUGGCAUACCAGCCAGCCGGAGACAACAGCCACACCUUUGAUGUCACAGCCAUGUUCAAGUCUAUUGGGAUUUUCCUUGGGAUCUUCAGUGGAUCUUUUGCGAUGGGUGCAGCUACUGGAGUGGUGACAGCUUUAGUGACAAAGUUCACCAAACUACGGGAGUUCCAGUUGUUGGAGACAGGCUUGUUCUUCUUGAUGUCCUGGAGUACCUUCCUCUUGGCGGAAGCGUGGGGUUUCACAGGUGUGGUUGCAGUGUUGUUCUGCGGCAUCACACAGGCCCAUUAUACAUACAAUAAUUUGUCCACAGAGUCUCAGCAUAGAACUAAACAGUUGUUUGAGCUUCUCAAUUUCUUGGCAGAGAAUUUCAUCUUCUCCUACAUGGGACUGACACUGUUCACCUUUCAGAACCAUGUCUUCAAUCCAACAUUUGUAGUAGGAGCAUUUGUUGCUAUUUUCUUGGGAAGAGCUGCCAAUAUUUACCCCUUGUCGCUCUUGCUUAAUUUGGGUAGAAGGAGUAAGAUUGGAUCAAAUUUUCAACAUAUGAUGAUGUUUGCUGGCCUUCGUGGUGCAAUGGCAUUUGCCUUGGCCAUUAGAGAUACUGCCACUUACGCACGGCAAAUGAUGUUCAGCACCACACUUCUGAUUGUGUUUUUUACUGUGUGGGUAUUUGGUGGCGGCACCACUCCCAUGCUGUCAUGCUUACAUAUAAGGGUUGGUGUUGAUUCAGACCAAGAGCAUUUGGGUAUUCCUGAAAAUGAAAGAAGAACUACCAAAGCAGAGAGUGCCUGGCUCUUCCGGAUAUGGUACAACUUUGAUCAUAACUAUCUGAAGCCUCUGCUGACACACAGUGGGCCUCCCCUCACGACAACGCUCCCUGCCUGCUGUGGACCUAUCGCAAGAUGCCUCACCAGCCCCCAGGCUUACGAGAACCAGGAACAAUUGAAAGAUGAUGACUCCGAUCUUAUUCUCAAUGAUGGUGAUAUUAGUUUGACCUAUGGGGAUUCUACUGUGAACACGGAAUCAGCAACAUCCGGUGCCCCGAGGAGAUUUAUGGGAAACAGUUCUGAAGAUGCCUUGGAUCGGGAGCUUGCAUUUGGAGACCACGAACUGGUCAUUCGGGGAACACGCCUGGUUCUUCCUAUGGAUGAUUCUGAACCCCCAUUAAAUUUGUUAGAUAAUACAAGACACAGUCCAGCCUAAACUAAACUUACUAAUACUCACUUAGUGAUUUGUAAAAUUUGCACAUGUGAUUGUGAAGAAAUUCGUACUACCUAAAAAGUCCCAGUGCAUGUCUGAAUGUUUAAGCUAUAUAAAUGCUAUUUAUAUGGCAUUGAAAGAAUAUAAUUAUUGUGUACAAGGCAGAUUGUGAACAAACUCUUCUUUCAUGUUUUAUUGGCUGCAUUAUGUGGAUUGGAUUUGUUUUAGAAAGUUAUUUUCACAGUGAUGUUGUGUGUUCCGUUAGCUUUCUGUCUCAGUUAAAAUAUAAAAAGUGACAGAUUUACUCUUUCUUAUAUUGACCUGACACUUAAACCAGAGUACCAUGUUUUUGUGAUGUGAAUUAGUUUUGUUCCGUGGGAGGAGAAGGGGAGAAGAAAGAGGGAAUGUUUUUUUCUGGGGGAGCCCAGGGAGGAAAGGUUCCUUUGUUGGGAAACUUAAGUUGAUUGCUGCUGCCUUUGUCCUGACCUUUUUCUUUCCUUUUUCUCUGGUGGCCCGUUGUGGUGCAAGAGGCUGAUGGGUUUUGAUCCUGCCCCAUUCAGUUGGAGAAUAACAUGCAGGGCCCUUUGUCCCUUGCCAUGAAAGAACUGAUUCCUUGACUACAGUACACUGCUGUUGGGAAAAGAAGGCCACCAGUGCCUUCCGAGACUUUUUUUUUCCUAGACCAAUUCCGUAGAAGGAGACGCAUCCAGCCAGCUUAGCCAAAGCACAGGCGUAUUAUAGUUCAGGACACUUGAUUUUGGUUUGGAGGGGCUGGGGUGGGCAGAGAGGGGUCGGAGCGUCAGAGGGGAGUCAAGAGAAUGGUGGUUUGGAGGUCUCUCUUCCCAAACAUGUAAAUACCCUAUACCAGAUACGUUUGAAUAAGAAACUCAAUUGCUGCUUACUUUUUGAUUCUGUACUUGAUCUGUAUAGCAAGCUUUAUGGUCAGAAGUUUUUAUAUGGAUUUAAAUCGCUGCUGUUUAGCAGCCAAACAGGAGCAAAAUGUAAAAAUUUUGAAGUUACUGUUUCUAACUGUCAUUUGUUAGUCUGUAGUCGGUGUUAAAAGUUAAUUUAUGAAUCCAUGAGCAUUGCACACUACACCGAAGUCGGUCAUAAGAGAAAUUCAGUGCUCUGGAGAGCUUAUUGUAAGGGCGGGGACUCCUCUGUGCAUGCUGGCAUAGUUGUCUUUAUUUUUAUGUUGCUUUUUAAUAUGAAAUACCUAAGUUGCCAUGUGUUUUUGUUUUUUACAGUUUUCAAGGAAGAACACAUAAUAAUUUCCCAUUUCAUAUUCAUAGUAUGAAAGUGGAUGCUAUUUUGUGAUGCCCAAAAGACCCAAAGGUUCAUGGAACACUUGGAAAGGGGAUACUUUCUUAUGUUGAUUCUGACCUGUUAAUGUUUCAAAAGGAAAAGAGAAAUUUUUUUUGUGGGUUUCCCCCCUCAGGUCUGAGUGGCAUUGCCUUAUGUUUUACCCCGUUUGAAAAUUGAUUUAUUUACACAGUGUUCAACUUUCCCAAUGAAAAGUAUCUUUCCAAAAAGAAAGCCAACUAUAUUUAUUCUCCCAAAGGUAUCUGUGCUGUUGUAAAUACUCCUUGAGAUUUUAAGGGACUUCUCCCGUUGUACACUCGAGUGGCAGCUCUAACUGUUGGCAGGGCCAUUUGUUAUGUAGUGAUAGCAACUUUCCUGCUAUGCAGGAACCCUGUGAAGUGUGCAUUUUCUAUGAUGUGUGCCUCUUCAUACAGCCAAUAUUUUCUUGAUAGUGUAUGCUUGAGGGGCUUUGAACUUCAGCAUCAUUUACCCAUGAAGUUAUUCACAUUGUAAAAGGGUAUACAAGAAAUUAACAACUACCUUUUUUUAUUCUGUCAGCUUAGUGAGCUCACUUUAUGAAAAUGAUUAUAAAUACUUAGCAUGACAAAUUCAGGAACUCGUCUGCUUCAGCAUGCCUAAGACUUUUUCUUAGAGACACUGAUAAUGCUUGAGUCAACUAAAUCAGCCUUUGUACAUUUUCAAAGGGGAACCAAGCCUGCUGUGCUAACAUCAGCAUCUAGAUGAUUCUUCUCUAAUCUGUGUGCGCAUCUCCAAGCGAAGAAGGAAACAACAAAUUCUGCUCAUACAUCUGUUGAGUUCAGACACCUGAAUGAUCCCACGUGAAGUACAGUCAUAGUUGCCAUCACGCACAAGCAGAACUGCUCUUGGACUUGUUUUUCUGUUGUUUGUGAACUCUACACGUUUGAAUGACUUGAACGUUGCAUCUUUUAAAGUUAUUUUUUAAGGUUCCUUGGCAUUUUAUCUUAGUUGUUCGUGUUUGGCAAUGUGAUGUUAUAGUAAUAGACUUUUAAUCUUUAUGUAUUUUUUUGUUUUCACUUGGAGUACUUGGAUAAAUGUUAUACUGGUUUCUUUUAGGAAAAUCUGUCAUUAAAAAAAUUAUAGCCUUGCAAAUAACCAUUCACUGUA
Phyllostomus hastatus (greater spear-nosed bat) is the source of this 4600-nucleotide messenger RNA. It is a transcript of the gene SLC9A6, whose product is annotated as solute carrier family 9 member A6. The record is from RefSeq and is a predicted model, not a curated record. Gene Ontology annotation, biological process: regulation of pH; proton transmembrane transport; sodium ion transport. Gene Ontology annotation, molecular function: sodium:proton antiporter activity. Gene Ontology annotation, cellular component: membrane; recycling endosome. Lineage: Eukaryota; Metazoa; Chordata; Mammalia; Chiroptera; Phyllostomidae. The transcript has 16 exons. Bases 41 to 2155 code for a protein of 704 amino acids.